AGGGGCCUAAACGUUAAGGACCCAGAAGAAGAAGGUCUCGCGCAGGAAACUGAAGUGGGAACGAGCGCUCAGCAAUAACUACAGACAUUAGAAACGUCAUAUUCCGUAGUCCUAACAUAAAAUUAAUAUCACCGUCAAAGAAGUAAGAAACAUUAUAUGGUAAGAAAUUUUGCAUAAAUAUAAACAUUAGAAUUUAUUGUAUCAAACACCUUGAAUCUGUCAAAUUCUGUAUAAAUAUAUAUUUUUUACGCGUACGACAAAAUGUAUAUCUAUAAUAUACACACAUAAUGUAAUAUAUUUCUCUAAGGGUUUUAGCCCAUUGUUUUUACUGUUGCUGCAUAUCUUUUAUGGUCUACCCUAUCUAUCUACCCUAGCUUGAAUACACUAUUGGAAUAUUUACAUUGUUUUGAUAAUUAUAGUGACAUAUAAUGCCAGUUUAUUUUCCUAUUCGAAGAGAAUGUGUCAGUUUUUGAUGAUAUUGAUUAAAAUUCAGUCCUACAUAAGCUAAUUUAAAACUUAUUUUAAAGGUUUGCACUAUAAUAAUAAUACAACAAAACAGGUUAUUAACUUGAUUAAUACUAGAAUAACAGCUUCAAUGGAAAAUUUAUAUAUUGAGGGUAAACAAAACCUGUGGAGAAACUGAACUAGCUGACAGCAGGGACACAAAGAGGGAGAAAGCAGGAACAGGCUACUUACCUGAGAAAUCAGCCAAUCACAGGAGACUGGGGGCGUUUCCCAAGGAAUAGAUAAAGCAGGUGUGACAGGUGACAUCUUGACAUAAAGCAAGGACAAACAGUCAAGAAAGGGGUAGAGAAGAGCACACUACAAGUCAGAAGGUCAGAUAACUUUAUUUAUUUUUGGUUCACAUAAGAAAUACCUGCGAUAGACUGAACAAGAAAAGGAUUUUUGAAGCCUGACCAGUGUCAUCAUACAGAAUUUUGGUGUCAUACGAAGACAUUUCAAAGGCAAAAGAAGAAAUUCUGAGAGGUAAGAAGAAACCCGACAAUGUCAUCGUUUGAGGCUCAGGGCCAGUCUCCUCCACGGUGCGGUCCGCAGUUCCCCAGCCUCGGCCAGGAGCCCCCCGAGCUCAGCAUGUACAGUGACUGUUACUACCCUCCACCUUCUCUGCCGAGUCCUCAGCGCACUACUCCGACUUCCUACGAGCUGAGUGACUACACCACCCCUUCUUCAAACCCUUACCUCUGGUUCAAUGGCUCCGGGAUCACCACACCGCCGUACCUGGCUACCACGGGCCCACCUGGUAACCCCGGCCCUCCCUUUGUCCCUCAACACUACGGCAUGCAGAGACCCUACCUUGGCCCACCUGGAGCUGGCGGACCAGGAGGGGAGCUGAGCUGGUUCUCACUGCCCUCACAAGAAGACCUAAUGAAACUGGUCAGGCCUCCAUAUUCCUACUCGGCUCUCAUUGCCAUGGCUAUCCAUGGAGCACCAGACAAGAGACUGACUCUGAGUCAGAUUUACCAGUACGUGGCUGACAACUUCCCCUUCUACAACAAGAGUAAAGCAGGCUGGCAGAAUUCCAUCAGACACAACCUGUCACUCAACGACUGCUUCAAAAAAGUACCAAGAGACGAGGACGAUCCAGGAAAGGGCAACUACUGGACUCUUGAUCCAAACUGCGAGAAGAUGUUUGACAAUGGAAACUUCCGCCGUAAAAGAAAAAGGAAGUCAGACUCUCUCUCUAACGGCGACGGUGGUUCUGGGGGUCCGGACUCAGGGGAUAGUGAGAGGGGCAGCCCCAAACACUCCGGCAGCGCUGCUCUUAACAUCUCUUCAACACCAGACAGGGUUCCAUCGCCGUCUUCGACAGGCCCCACUCCGUGUCUGAGCAGCUUCUUAUCUGAGAUGUCCGGAGUGUCUUCUGGUGGAACGAAUGAGGUGGGAAGUGAUGGGUUGAGCAGGCCACUCCAGAUCAACCUUCCGUUAGAAGGCCCCCACAGACCUGUGCAGCCUGGAAGUUUUAGCAGCUACUCCCCCAACUCAGGUGGGCCAGAGUGGGUACCACAGGUGCCACCUCCCCCAGUUCUCUCCUCAUCACCCACCCACUCUUCUUUAGGGUACAGCAGCCCAAUCCUUAGCCAGUAUAGUGGGUCCAGCGGGCAUUUCUACCCCUCAUUAAGUUCAACAGGAAUCAUCUAUCACCGCGAGGGCACAGAGGUUUAAUAGGGAAGCUUUAAACUACCUCUAUGGUCAAGUGUAUUGUAGAGAAAUUCUGGUAUGAAAAACAAGACACCUACAUAAACACAAAAAGGCUGUUUGCGCUGACUGGGACACUUGAGAUCACUUUAGCGUGUGACAGGAGAGUAAAAACGCUUUGAUUCCCACAGGAACAGCUGACUCAGACGUAGCCGACUGUGAGUGUCACUCCCUUAAACCAUUCUCAGCCCGGCUAUCAGUUCCUCAGUCAGCUUUUAUUUGAACUGAAGCUGGUCUCUAUCAGAUCUGACUCAUUAUUAAGAAAUGCUAGAUUGCAUCUGCUGACAUCAGGGUAUUCUAAACUGUUACCCAAGAUUCCUGAUGGUAUCACGGAUACAAUGCUCAGACAGCACAUUUAGAGAAGGGGUUAAAUUACACUAUUGCUUCCGUAUUGUGUGCGUGUGUGUGUGGUCACUGGCCUUAUAGAAUCAGCCAAGGGUAAAAGGUUUUAAGACUGGUUUUAAUGCUAAUUAGUCCUGCGGGUUAAUAUAAAAGUAGUCAUUUCACUUUGUAAAUAUGUCUAUGUUAUGUUAUACAUAUACAUUGCUUGUUGGUGCAUGUGUUAUCAAGUCAUGUACAAAACAGAAUUUUAAUGUAUGGUAUAUUCUGUAUAUGUUGUGUUUUGAUAUGAAUAAAAAGUUUCCCGAGUUCUACAUA
Betta splendens (Siamese fighting fish) is the source of this 2874-nucleotide messenger RNA. RefSeq names its product forkhead box I3b (gene foxi3b). Gene Ontology annotation, biological process: cell differentiation; anatomical structure morphogenesis; regulation of transcription by RNA polymerase II. Lineage: Eukaryota; Metazoa; Chordata; Actinopteri; Anabantiformes; Osphronemidae. The record is from RefSeq and is a predicted model, not a curated record. Gene Ontology annotation, molecular function: RNA polymerase II cis-regulatory region sequence-specific DNA binding; DNA-binding transcription factor activity, RNA polymerase II-specific. Bases 1006 to 2184 code for a protein of 392 amino acids. The transcript has 2 exons.